AUGGGUGGCGAGCGCACUCCACAGCCCCAGCCGGCUUCCACUGCCGCCGCGACUUCCAACUAUCCUGUUCUAGCUGCCGGUCCAAAGGGUAAGAAGAUAUCAAAGAUCUACAUAGAAAGAAUCGCACAGUUCUACUCAACAGGACAAUGGGAGAAGCAGAACCUGCUGGCCAUGAUGUACGAGGGCAAGGCCUCUGGCCCUCCUCAUGUACAGCUUUCGACUUGGGCUGCUCCUGAUCUGUCGAGGCCUACCUUCGACGAAGCCGCCAAGGGCAAGUAUGAGCCUACACACGUCGGAGAGUCCUUCGGUCCCUCUUGGUCGACGCAUUGGUUCAAGGUUGUUAUCAAAGUCCCGGAAUCCCUGCUUGAGAAAGAACACCUGGAGCUGCAGUGGGACGCCAACAGCGAAGGUCUCAUCUGGACGGAAGACGGAAAGCCGUUGCAGGGACUCACUGGCGGCGGUGAACGUGUAGAAUGGAUUCUGCCCAAGAACUUCCGGGAUGGUAAGGAGCACACCAUUUACAUUGAAAUGGCUUGCAAUGCCAUGUUUGGUAAUGCCCCCGGCGGUGACUCUAUUCAACCUCCCAAUCCCAACAAGUACUUCCAACUGGUGAAAGCGGAGAUUUGCGCCGUCAACAUGGACGCUCGACAGCUUUGGAUCGACACUUGGAUCAUUGGCGAUGCGGCAAGGGAGUUCCCAGAGGACUCUUGGGAGCAGCACAAGGCAUUGACCGUUGUUACUGAGGUCAUUGAUGCUUACAAGCUUGGCGACAAGGAAUCCAUCAAGAAGGGCCGCAAGAUUGCCGAAGAAUACCUUGGCUCAGACGUCAACUCUGCCAAGGUUUACAACAGCGGCAAAGUGCCUCAAGUUUUUGCUAUUGGCCAUUGCCAUAUCGAUACCUGCUGGCUGUGGCCGUGGGCAGAGACCAAACGCAAGGUCGCUCGAUCAUGGUCCAACCAAAUUGAUCUGAUGGAGCGCUACCCUGAGCUGAACUUUGCUUGUUCCCAAGCACAGCAAUACAAGUGGCUUGAGCAGUAUUACCCUUUCAUAUUUGACCGGGUCAAGACAAUGGUCAAGGAAGGAAGGUUUCUUCCCAUUGGCGGCAGCUGGGUCGAGCACGACACCAAUAUGCCCAGCGGUGAGUCCCUUGUGCGUCAAUUCGUGUAUGGACAACGGUUCUUCCAGAGCCGUUUUGGAGCGCGUUCCAAGACUUUCUGGCUGCCGGACACCUUUGGAUAUUCGAGUCAAUUGCCUCAACUCUGCCGCCUUGCCGGGAUGGACCGCUUCCUCACCCAAAAGCUCAGCUGGAACAACAUCAACAACUUCCCUCACACGACCUUCAACUGGGUUUCUCUUGAUGGCAGCCAAGUUAUCUGUCAUAUGCCUCCUUCCGAAACUUAUACUGCUGAAGCCCAUUUUGGUGACGUGAGCCGAAGUAUCUCGAAGCACAAGUCGAUGGACCAAGAUCAUACAUCACUGCUCGUGUUUGGCAAAGGUGAUGGCGGUGGUGGCCCUACAUGGCAGCAUAUCGAGAAGCUUCGCCGCUGCCGUGGCAUCAGUGAUAAAGUCGGUCGUCUUCCCCGCGUUCACUUGGGCAGCACGGUGGACGAGUUCUUCGAUAAGUUGCAAGAAAAGGGCGUUACGCUAGUGACAUGGUAUGGUGAGCUAUACUUUGAACUUCAUCGUGGAACCUACACAACUCAAGCCAAUAACAAGCUGAACAAUCGACGCUCGGAGGUCAUGAUGAAAGAUCUCGAAUUGCUUGCUACCAUCGCAUCACUUGAACACAAAAAUUACAAGUAUCCCAAGGCAGCCUUUGACGAGAUUUGGGAAGGCAUACUCCUUUGUCAGUUCCAUGACUGUCUUCCCGGUAGUUCGAUCGAAAUGUGCUAUGAUGACUCUGACGAGCUUUAUGCUCGCAUCACCAAAAUUGGUGAAGGCGUGCUGAAAGACAUAUACAAGCUUUACAAUUUCCCCGAGGUUCAGCCAACAUCUGUUGCUGGCGCUGUAGCACUGAACACACUUCCAUGGCACCGAAAGGAAGUUGUUGACGUCUCUGAAACAGAGUGCGGAGUCGCUUGUGGCUCAGGUAAUGUCAUGAGCGUCAGGGCCUUCAAAACCGGCGACAAGAAGGCCGUCACUGUGAAAGAAGUCAAGAAAGGUGUCUUCGUUAUGGAGAAUGAGCAGCUUACCGUAACUGUGGAGGCCGGCGAGAUCAGUUCGCUAAUCGACCGCAAAAAUGGACGUCAAGUCAUCGCAAAAGGUGGUUAUGCAAACAAGUACGUUUUGUUCGACGACAAGCCGUUAUACUGGCAAGCUUGGGAUGUCGAAGUUUACCACCUCGACACCCGAAGGGAACUUCCUUCUGGCGAGACGAAGAUUUAUGAGGACAAGGAGCACCGUGUCAGUGUCGUUACCGAGACGAAGAUCAGCGAUGAGAGCUCGAUCAAAUCUGUCCUCACCUUACAGGCUGCUUUUGAAGGAUACCAGUCAUAUGUCGAGUGUACUAGUUACGUCGAUUGGCAUGAGACCAUGAAGUUCCUCAAGGUCGAGUUUCCUGUUGACGUUGUCAACAACGAGGCAUCAUACGAAACCCAGUAUGGUAUCGUGAAGAGACCAACUCACUACAAUACCACUUGGGAUAUGGCCAAGUUUGAGGUCUGUUGCCACAAAUUUGCUGAUUUAUCAGAGCACGGCUACGGUGUCUCGAUCAUCAACGACAGCAAAUACGGCUUCGCUACUGUCGGCAACCUGAUGCGCCUGUCUCUGCUCAGGGCACCCAAAGCUCCUGACGCACAUGCAGACAUGGGUACGCACAAGAUCAGAUGGGCCAUUCUGCCGCACGAGGGCGCUCUCGGACCCACAACUGUCCGCACCGCUCACAACUUCAACAACCCCUUGAAAAUCACGGCCGCGCCUGCAGCAGAGGUCAAAGCAACUCUCAGUACUCAGUCGGUCAAAUUGAGCGGCGACCUUUCCCUGAUUCUCGACUGCGUCAAGCGUGGCGAAGACGAUGAGGAUGUUUCUCAGGAUGAAAACAUUCCGAAGCGGAAGGGUAAGAGUGUGAUCCUUCGUAUUUACGAUAGUUUGGGCGGCCACAGCCGAGGCACGGUCUCGACAAAAUGGAGUCUGAAGAAAGUCACAAAGACCAAUAUUCUUGAGGACGAUCUGGAGGAUGUUUCGCUCGAUAAGGACGGCAGCUUCGCCAUUAAGCUGAGACCUUUCGAGGUUGCUACAUACAGAUUGGAGGUGUGA
Truncatella angustata is the source of this 3255-nucleotide messenger RNA. RefSeq names its product glycosyl hydrolase family 38 domain-containing protein. Gene Ontology annotation, biological process: mannose metabolic process; oligosaccharide catabolic process. Bases 1 to 3255 code for a protein of 1084 amino acids. Gene Ontology annotation, molecular function: carbohydrate binding; alpha-mannosidase activity. The record is from RefSeq and is a predicted model, not a curated record. The transcript has 2 exons. NCBI's taxonomy places the organism in Eukaryota, Fungi, Ascomycota, Sordariomycetes, Amphisphaeriales, Sporocadaceae. Gene Ontology annotation, cellular component: fungal-type vacuole membrane.